Rubroshorea leprosula is the source of this 872-nucleotide messenger RNA. The record is from the annotation of a GenBank genome assembly. NCBI's taxonomy places the organism in Eukaryota, Viridiplantae, Streptophyta, Magnoliopsida, Malvales, Dipterocarpaceae.
CAAGCAUCUUCUUCGUCGAGAAAAAUUAACACCGGAGUGCCAAUCCAUGGCGGCCUACGGGAGUCUGCAACACAUCUUCGAUAAUACGUUGCCGGAAAACCCAACAUUGCUUGAAUCCCUUUCCGCAUGGAACCCAAUCAAGUCUGUGAAAAACCCUGUUGAUCCACAACCGUCUUUGACUGAAAUCUUCGGUGAACUCUAUUUCAAGGAAGACCCUCUAACACCCUCGUACAGCUACGGUGAUUGUCAUAAGAGGAGUGAGGGUCUUUCAGUGAUGAACUCGGAGAGCUUGCAGCUGUGCACCGAAGGACUAGGGGUGGAGAGCUCCGACGACAUUGUGGAGGAUUUAAGGGAAGAGCGGCGGAGCCCAGAGGAGAGACUGAACGCUAAAUGUUCGAAGAAUAUGGAGACGGGACGGAGCUUGUUGUGUGGGGAAUUCAGGAGGUCGAGAACAAGUGGCGGAGGAACGUUUCCGCCGCCGAUAUCUUGUAUAGGGGAGAGCGGGAAGCCUUGGUUUUGGUUCAAACCGCAUAGGAAAGAUGGACGGCUUGUGCUGAGGGAGGUGAGAAUUCCAACUCGGGAAUUCUUGCAUUCUUGGAGGGAAGAUGGGCGGUUGAAGAUGCAUUUCGUGCACCCAAAUGAUGAAAUCUUGGAAGAGGAAGAUGAAGAAGGAAUGGAGGAUAUGGAAGAAUUUGAUGGAGAUGAAGAAGGGAACCCACAAUUGGUUUAGAUUUAGAAGCAGAUAUGUUUUUCAUGGCAAAAAUGUAUUUCCGAUGUUUCUGUCUUUCAGUCUUCUUCCAAGAACGCUGGAAUUCCAGAUGGAGUAGAGAACAGAGUUCUAUCUGGCAGAAUGAUAAAAUGAUUUUGCGUUU